Messenger RNA from Camelina sativa (false flax), 1044 nucleotides. Its product is annotated as calcium-binding protein CML42. Gene Ontology annotation, molecular function: calcium ion binding. NCBI's taxonomy places the organism in Eukaryota, Viridiplantae, Streptophyta, Magnoliopsida, Brassicales, Brassicaceae. The record is from RefSeq and is a predicted model, not a curated record.
ACAAAUUUUUCCUGAAGAUUAUUGUAAACUUUUCAGCAUUCAUAUGAACCAAAAGAAAAGUAAUACAAAACUACAAUUUUUUAUACAAAUGUCAUAAUCGAAUAUAUUAUUCGACAGAUCACCAAAAAAAGCGACCUUUCUUUAAUCUUUUUCGCAUUAAUGUGAAUGUUUAUGGGGUUCUGAACGUUCGAAGUUUCUUUCAGACAUGGCGGGCCAGACAAAGUCAAUGCCGGCAAUAACGGACUCUCCCCCAAUUGUGUUUCUCAUUCUAUAAUUAGACUCCAAUCACUCCCAAAUUCCCAUAUUCUUUUUAUCUCUCAGAUUCCACAAAACAAAGAAGACAACACAAAGGAAACAAUGGAGAGCAAUGGAGAGAAGAAGACAGUUUCAAGACAAUCAUCAUCCUUCAGUCUACGUAGCCCAAGCUUAAACGCACUUCGUCUCCAACGCAUCUUCGACUUAUUCGACAAAAACGGCGACGGUUUCAUCACCGUCGAAGAGCUAAGCCAAGCUCUAUCCCGUCUCGGUCUCAACGCUGAUCUCUCCGAUCUCAAAUCAACCGUCGAAUCUUACAUCCAACCCGGAAACACCGGUCUCAAUUUCGACGACUUCUCUGCUUUGCACAAGACGCUCGACGACUCUUUCUUCGGCGGAGACGGAGAUGUUAACGAUGGUAAUAACGAUCCUUCUUCCGCCGCUGCUGAUGAAACGGAUCUCCAGGAAGCGUUUAAGGUGUUUGACGAGAACGGCGACGGUUUCAUCUCCGCUAGAGAGCUUCAAGCUGUUCUCAAGAAACUUGGUUUGCCUGAAGGUGGUGAGAUGGAGCGAGUUGAGAAGAUGAUCGUUUCCGUUGACCGGAAUCAAGAUGGUCGCGUUGACUUUUUCGAGUUCAAGAACAUGAUGCGCACCGUCGUCAUCCCUUCUUCUUAAAAAAAAAAAAAAAUUUCCUCCAAAGAUUAUUAAAGUUUGUAUUUUUCUCAGUUUAUUAUUAUAUGUAACGAAUGAUUCAAAACUUAAUUUUAUAAAGAAAUAAACUUUUUUUUU